UUCCUUUUUCCUACCAAUAAUACCAACCAACCCCUUAAUGGUAUGCAUGCAUUCAACACUUCAUCUCACUCUCAUCUUUUUUUUUUGUUGCUUCCUUCCUUUUUCUUCCCAUAUACUGUACAAAAAAUAUACCAAAGAAUCUUCCCUCUUCUUAUUUUUAUUCUUCCAUUCUUCAAUUAUUACAUCAUUUAUCAUUGUUAUUACUUAUUAUUAUAUACAUUUUCUUAAAAAUAAAAUAAAAUUAUUAUAUAGUACUACUAUCUCUUACUAUUAUUAUACUCCUCAAAAGCUCAAACACAACACAACAACAAAAACAAAAAACAUUAACACACACAAAAACACAUAGGAAGAGAUAGAAAAUGAGAGCGAUAAAUUCGCAUGUUGUCUUAAUAGAUCUUCACUGCACUUCAUGGCAACAAAACAAUAACAAAAAACAACACUACCUUAACAGCAACAAUUGUUUUUCCUCAUUCCAUCGUUCAUCAUCAUCAUCAUCAAGAAGAGUAGUACAUGCUAAAGCGAUUCAAUCUUCUUCAGCUUCUCCUCAAAUUCGACGACCCUCUGAUCGUUAUACUAUCAGAAAUGGAUCCUCACCGUCGAUUUCACAAACCGAAACCACCGUUGAGCUUGAUAUGUUUCUGGAACUUCUUCCUUUGGAGAUGAGGAUGGAAUUGUAUAAGCAUCAAGAAAUUGGAGGACUCAUUGAAGUUGUAAUGGAUUUGGGUAGAAAACCUCUUGCUAGAUUUCCUUCUGGUGAUUGGGUUAUUUCUCAAAGACCCAUUAACCAUACUGAUUUAGACCACGCAAUUUCUAAGGUUGGUGAGUUUUCGGAUGAUAACCGAUCUGGUAUUGAUAGCUCAUUGCAUCGUAUAAGUGCAAUUCGGAACCGUCAGAAGCAAAUCAUUGGCCUUACUUGUCGUGUUGGACGAGCGGUGAGUGGCAGUGCUGAAAUUAUACGUGAUAUGGCUGAGGAAGGGGGUUCUAUAUUGGUCAUUGGACCUCCUGGUGUGGGUAAAACUACCUUAAUCAGAGAGACUGCUAGGAUGCUGGCAGAUGAGUUUAUGAAGCGCGUAGUAAUAGUCGAUACGUCCAAUGAAAUUGGAGGUGAUGGAGAUGUUCCUCAUGCAGGCAUAGGCAGGGCAAGGAGGAUGCAAGUUCCAAAUGUGAAUAUGCAGCAUAGUGUUAUGAUUGAAGCAGUUGAAAAUCAUAUGCCUCAAACCAUUAUAAUUGAUGAAAUUGGAACGGAGCUUGAAGCAUUAGCAGCCAGUACCAUUGCUCAAAGAGGAGUUCAAUUGGUUGGAACCGCACAUGGAACCACCAUUGACAGCAUAAUGAAGAAUCCUUAUCUUCAGAUCCUUGUUGGUGGCAUAGAGAGUGUAACCCUUGGGGACGAAGAAGCCAAAAAAAGGAAAGUGCAGAAGACAAUUCUUGAAAGGAAAGGACCUCCUACAUUUUCGUGCGCUGUUGAGAUGAUAUCCAAAACUGAAUGCCGUGUUCAUCAUAGAUUAGAUGCAACUGUGGAUGCCAUUUUGGCAGGAAGACCUCCAGUAUUUGAAGUCCGUCAUUGGGACGAUUUUCCCAAUGAUUUGGAGAAGCAUGCUCCACUACCUGAAAUAAGUCAUGAAGAAGCAUCUGAUUUAUAUUUAGCUAACAAUAAUAUCACGAGUUCUGACAUAGAGCAUGACGAGGAUGAUACAUACUACUCUCCCACUCGAUCCGUGCAAUGGAGUAAUAGUGGAUCUGUGAUCAAGAGGAGUUCACCAAUGCAGGUGUACGCUUGCAAGAUUCUUGAAGAUGAUCUAGUACAAGUAGCAAAAGUGAUGGGGUUUGAAGAUUUAAUAGAAGUAACCGAUGAAAUUACAAUUGCUGAUGCAAUUCUUGCAUCAAGUUCUGAGUUACGACAGAAUCAAUGGAUCCGCUCUGUGGCGAAAUUCCACCAGUUACCUAUAUUUGUUCUCAAGUCCAAUACCAUGGCAAAAAUGGUAAAGGCAGUAAGAAUGAUCCUUGGGCUAGAACCCUUUGGCCCCACGAUAAAGAAGACAUCAAAUGGCUCUCCGGAUAUUGAAAUUGACGACGAUGAACCAAAGCGUAAACCAUCUCUGGAAGAGAUUGAUGCCUUGGAGGAGGUCCGGCUAGCAAUAGAGUACAUAGUGAUUCCCGGUGGAGAGGCUGUGGAACUUCUUCCAAGACGUUCGGAAAUUAUUGACAGGCAGCUUGAACUUGUGCAAAGCUAUCAAUUGGCUGCUCAAAAGUCAGGUACAGAUCAAAACACCAGGUUGCAGAUUCUUCCCUUGAAGUUAAGCACUAAAAAAGCCUCCAACUCUAGUUCUGUUCGCCGCAAGAAAAGAAGUUCUACCUCAGAAAAGUCUGUUGGUGGCGGCGGCUCUGUUGGUAGCGGUGGCAGAGGCAAGGGUACCUCUGUCACUAGGCUUCCUAUUUUACCAGAAUGAUUUGAAAAUUUCUCCCUUUCUAACAUAUUUCCCUUCAUUGAUUUGUACAUGUAUGUAUCAUGUAAUUGUCAAAAAAAAAAAAUGUAUGUAUCAUGUAUGGAUGUAAAUUGUAAUAACAUGUACAGUCAUUCAAGUGGUGUAAAACUGUAAAUAAUUUAUUUACAGUAUAUUUUUAACCACAGAAAAUACAAUGAUUUCACUCCUGAAAUGUAGUUCCAUCUUAAUAAAUAUAUACCGUUAAUACUAGAAA
Molecule: messenger RNA, 2700 nt
Organism: Trifolium pratense (red clover)
Lineage: Eukaryota; Viridiplantae; Streptophyta; Magnoliopsida; Fabales; Fabaceae
Product: protein SEEDLING PLASTID DEVELOPMENT 1
Exons: 9
Coding region: 360-2450 (696 amino acids)
Molecular function (GO): ATP hydrolysis activity
Source: RefSeq, a predicted model, not a curated record